CCGUAGUGAACGUACGAACGACGGCGUGCCGGUAACGCGGUUGCGCGCAGCGACACUGAACGGCCGUGGCGGGUACGCCUCAGUGUACGACUUGGCGCAGCGACGGACGACACGGUACGGUGUGCGAAUCCCCGAGAUUGACGCGAGACGCCGAAGUAUUACAUUUAUUCCGCCAAGUGUUAGCGCGCGAAUGACUUAACCGAGCGACUGACUUCGGUGGCACGCGUGCAACCGAUCGAUCGUCAUAACCUAUUCGAGUGAAGAGUCCGGAUAUCGGGAAUCGUGCUCUUGUGUGAAACGUCGCUCUCCCGCGAAUCUCCGUAUAUUCGUACGGCUCCGUUACGACAACACAACGACGACGGACGACGACGUCGCCGACGGGCUUGUGCUACAUGAGUGCUUCGGACUGCGACAUCGCAUUGCUAAGGGCGGACGACUACCUGUCGCGAGGAUUUCAUCGGCGGACGGGUUCCUUGUCCUCGUAUUGACGGCGCCGUAGCCAAGAUCACGAUGACUAUGGACGUGAGCAAAUCCGAGACGAAUAAAAAUGGUUCGACGCAGCAGGAGUGCGCCGGCUGUAGGAAGACAAUUACGGAGAGGUACCUCCUCAAGGCCCUGGACUGCUACUGGCACGAGGACUGCCUCAAGUGCGGAUGCUGCGACUGUAGGUUAGGAGAGGUCGGCUCUACGCUCUACACCAAAGCUAAUCUUAUCCUCUGUAAGAGGGACUACCUCAGGCUCUUUGGGAACACGGGAUGUUGCGCGGCGUGUAACAAACAAAUACCAGCAUUCGAGAUGGUCAUGAGAGCCAGAACGAACGUCUAUCAUCUUGAUUGUUUCGCCUGUCAACAGUGCACCCAUCGGUUUUGCGUGGGCGAUCGGUUUUAUUUGUGCGAGAACAAGAUUCUCUGCGAGUACGACUAUGAGGAGAGGCUAGCCUUUGCUAAUAUGGCGUUACAGUCACCCGCCUCAUUAGCAUACAUCAAAAGGCAACUUCCUCCCACACCGACGCCCCCGGGCCAGAACAUGCACCCGGGACACAACCCGCUUCAAGCUCAUCAAGGUUUGGGGCAGCCGGUAGCCCAGCACAAUCACGUGCCCAAUGGUCAAAUGUCAGGCGGCACGCCAACGGUGAAUGGGACGGCUAUUGGGGUUGGCGGACCGAGGGCGCCGGGUGACAUGAACAACAACGGCCUGUCCGGUCCUGCCCUCGGGCCCGUAAAGCCGCCUCCGAUGUCGAUGCAGGCACCGACCAGCUGAAACGAGGCUUCGCCGCCUCUGAAGAAGCUCAGGUGUCUCAGCGGUUACUAAAGCCGACGAGAGUUCUUUUCGAUCGUGGAAUAUAAUUGAGGAUUCCAGACGACGGAAGGGGCGAGGGAAGUAUACGUUGCACCGCUGAGAAUGGUUGGGUGGACGAGAAAAAAAAAAAA
Linepithema humile (Argentine ant) is the source of this 1430-nucleotide messenger RNA. Its product is annotated as LIM domain only protein 3-like. The record is from RefSeq and is a predicted model, not a curated record. Gene Ontology annotation, cellular component: nucleus. Lineage: Eukaryota; Metazoa; Arthropoda; Insecta; Hymenoptera; Formicidae. Gene Ontology annotation, biological process: positive regulation of transcription by RNA polymerase II. Gene Ontology annotation, molecular function: transcription coactivator activity; DNA-binding transcription factor binding.